Messenger RNA from Ectocarpus sp. CCAP 1310/34, 626 nucleotides. The record is from the annotation of a GenBank genome assembly. Lineage: Eukaryota; Phaeophyceae; Ectocarpales; Ectocarpaceae.
UCAAGGAAAUCCAGUUAUUAGAACAAGAAGCAAUUUUAGUUUAGACAUGGAAGGCGAGGAGAAAGACAAGAAGCAGAAGAAGGAGUUGGAGCUGGGUCUGGCUGAGGCGAAGGCGGAGAUAGCAAAGCUGAAACAGGCCCACAAAGAGGUGGAGGAAGAAUGGAAGAAAGAAGCGGCUAUGCAUAGGGCCACUGCUGCAGAUGCGGCGCGUGCAGCUGCAGACGCGGCCCGUACAGGGCCCUCUGGUGGAGGAUCAGGACCCGGGUAUCAAACGGUGAGCAUGGCAGACGGCGGUAGCCAGUUGAUGAGCGGUCGUUUUGGCACUCGAAACCCGCCGAAGCACCCGAACGAACCGGGGAAGUUUAUGAGCUGGUCACGGAGGAUGCGGACUUUCCUCGCUGUAGAAGGUCUGGAACAAACCCUUGAUCACCAACCCCCUACUGGCUACGUCCACAUCAUCGGCUGUCCGGAUCGCAACUACCUAAACCGCAUUCAUGGAGCGCCGCUGGUGACAGCACACUUGCGGGCGUGGGGGUACCUUGUGGAAUCAACUAGCGGUUCGGACAUCGAAGAAACGCUGUUUGCGUGUAGCUGCGUGCCGGAGGCGUGGACCGCUAUCCGUGAAU